This is a messenger RNA of Schistosoma bovis, 915 nucleotides long. NCBI's taxonomy places the organism in Eukaryota, Metazoa, Platyhelminthes, Trematoda, Strigeidida, Schistosomatidae. The record is from the annotation of a GenBank genome assembly.
AAACGUAAAUAUGUGGAAGAUUUAGCAACGACGGCGGAAAAGGCUACAAGAGAAGGAAACAUGAGACAACUGUAUGACAUAACAAAGAAACUCUCUGGAAAUCGCCGCAAACCAGAACGACCAGUGAAAAGCAAGGAAGGUGAGGUAAUCACCAACAUUGAUGAACAACGAAACAGGUGGGUAGAACACUUCAAAGAACUCUUGAAUCGACCAGCCCCACUGAACCCACCCAACAUCGAAGAAGCACUCACGGACCUCCUGAUCGAUGUUAGUCCACCAACAAUUGAAGAAAUCAGCAUGGCCAUCAGACAAAUCAAGAGUGUCAAAGCACCAAGACCAUACAACAUCCCAUCAGAGGCACUGGAAGCAGAUGUAGCGGCAACUGCAAGGAUACUCCACAUCCUCUUCAAUACGAUUUGGGAUGAGGAACAAGUACCAACAGUCUGUAAGAAGGACUUCUGGUCAAAAUACCGAAGAAAGGCGAUCUCAGCAACUACAGAGGCAUCACUCUUCUCUUAAUACCGAGAAAAGUCUUUAAUAGGGUAUUGUUAAAAAAUGAAAGACUCUGUAGGCGCCAAACUUUGAGAUCAACAGACUCGAUUCGCAAGGAUCGAUCAGGUACCGACCAAUCUACAACACUACGGAUCAUUGUGGAACAAUCAAUUGAAUGGAAUUCAUCACACUACAUCAACAUCAUUGACUACGAAAAAGCAUUUGACAGUAUGGGCAGAACAACACUAAGGAGUUUUCUUCAACAAUACGGAGUGCUUUAGAAUAUAAUCAACACCAUACGGAAUUCCCAUGAUGGAUCAAACUGCAAAAUCGUGCAUGGAAAACAGCUGACAGACUCGUUCGAAGUAAAGACCGGUGUCAGGCAAGGUUGCUUACUCCCACCCUUUCUCUUUCUCCUGGUGA